Molecule: messenger RNA, 1021 nt
Organism: Vigna umbellata (rice bean)
Lineage: Eukaryota; Viridiplantae; Streptophyta; Magnoliopsida; Fabales; Fabaceae
Source: RefSeq, a predicted model, not a curated record
GAUCAGCGCAUAAAGCAAAAAGAGGAGAGAGAAAGGAGAAAGAAGUAGAGAGAGAAAGAAGAGAACCGUUUGAGAAUUUUAUAGACGUUAUCGGACUUCAAAUCCUCAAUUCGCCGGGAUUUGGGAACUGCGGUCGCGUCCGGAGGCUCGCUUAGUUAGGCUUCCUUUCUCUUUCUUCUUCUUUUCGGUUUCGAAUUUUCGCGAUUCGCGAUGGUGCAGCAAGGCUGAGGUUGAAUUCGAAGGUCGUCGCUGUGGAGUGAAGAAUUCGGCUGUGCUGUUUUUUUUUCCGACGAUGUUUACGCCGCAGAAGGUGUGGUCAGGUUGGUCCCUGACGCCAAACAAGAGUGGGGUUCGGGGCAGAACCGGGUCGGGUUCGGAUUUGGGUCCGAAUUCGGGAGAUGGGGCGAGCGCGAAGGAGAAAGGUAUCGUCGCGGUUGUUGAGAAUGGCGGGAACAACUUGGAUCGCGAGGUUUUGGUUGAGAGAGUUUCCAGCCUCGAGAAGGAGCUUUAUGAGUACCAAUUCAACAUGGGACUUCUUCUGAUUGAGAAAAAAGAGUGGACUUCUAAGUAUACUGAACAAAGUCAAGAUUUAGUAGAAGUGAAGGAUGCUCUGGAACGAGAAAAAGCUGCUCAUUUAAUUGCUCUAUCUGAGGCAGAGAAGCGAGAAGAGAAUCUGAGGAAGGCCUUGGGUGUAGAGAAAGAGUGUGUUCUUGAUCUUGAGAAGGCUCUGCGAGAGAUGCGAUCAGAAAAUGCAAAAAUUAAAUUUACAGCGGAGUCAAAGUUGGCUGAAGCAAAUGCUUUAGUGGCUAGCGUUGAAGAGAAAUCUUUAGAAGUAGAAGCCAAAUUACGUUCGGCUGAUGCCAAAUUUGCAGAAAUCAGCAGAAAGAAUUCAGAGUUUGAUAGGAAAUCACAAGACCUGGAAUCUCAAGAAUCUGCACUUCGAAGGGAUCGAUUAUCCUUCAUUGCAGAGUACUUAUUAUUGUUCAUUGUCUUUUUAGUUUAAAUAUUUUUCUGCUCUCUU